Messenger RNA from Daldinia caldariorum, 4122 nucleotides. RefSeq lists its product as uncharacterized. Gene Ontology annotation, biological process: mRNA 3'-end processing. Gene Ontology annotation, molecular function: RNA polymerase II complex binding. Gene Ontology annotation, cellular component: RNA polymerase II, holoenzyme. The transcript is spliced from 3 exons. The record is from RefSeq and is a predicted model, not a curated record. Bases 1 to 4122 code for a protein of 1373 amino acids. Lineage: Eukaryota; Fungi; Ascomycota; Sordariomycetes; Xylariales; Hypoxylaceae.
AUGUCCCAGUUCUCCGGCUCUCAUCAUUUCCAGCACAACGGUGACCCGAAAAACGUCCAAAGCGCCUCACCCACACCUUUGUCGUCACCUCCGGACGGCCAGGCCCCCACCUCCAACGGCAAGCUGAACUCUGCCCCUACCAAUAAAAGCCACCAUAUCAUUAACGUUGGUGGUUUCCGCACAAGAACGCGAGCCCGGGCUGUUUCCACACCUAUUCCAGCAUCUACCGCUCGAGUUAACCAUGACAACUCACCCAUAGAUAUAACUCCCAUAUCAAGUGAAACCCAUCGCAGGACAAAAAGUCGCACUUCAACGAGGCCUCUGUCUAUGGUACAGACCUACCAACCGCCCCUCAUGGAUGUAAACGAAGAUACAAUUCCGGAGCUCCAGCCUAUCUUUACCUUUCUCAAUAGCCAUGCAAAUAAGCUAUACCAGGAAGGGUAUUUCCUAAAACUGGAUGAUCAGAAUACCCAGGGGAGACCGAACUCCGACCGCACCUGGACAGAAUGUUUUGCGCAGUUGGUGGGAACCGUAUUGUCCUUAUGGGAUGCGGCUGAGUUGGAUGCUGCAGGGGAGGAUGGGGAAGUUUUGCCCAAGUUCCUCAACUUGACAGAUGCUUCUAUUAAGAUGAUCGAGUCUUUGCCUACGAGGUCGAAUGACGAGACACCUUUACAGAACAUAUUGAGCAUAUCGACGGCGGGGCGAAAUCGAUACCUUUUGCAUUUCAAUUCUCGCCAGUCGCUUAUACAAUGGACCGCCGGUAUCCGACUUGCCAUGUUCGAGCAUUCGACUCUCCAAGAAGCCUAUACGGGAGCCUUAAUUGCAGGCAAAGGCAAAACACUCAACAAUAUUGGUGUUAUCAUGGAGAGAGCACGUACGCCGAUGGAUCAAUGGGUUAGAGUCCGAUUUGGAGCCGGCGUGCCGUGGAGACGUUGCUGGUGUGUCAUUGAUCCGCCAGACGAGAAGGAAUACAUAAAGGCCCAGAAAGAGCAUAAGAAAAAGUCACCAUACGAUCGACAUGCUCCAGUACUGAAGGGAGAUAUCAAAUUCUACGACAGCAGGAAAGAUGGGAAGAAGCAUAAGAAGAUGCUACCCAUAGCAACCAUCAGCGACGCCUAUUCGGCGUAUGCCCUAUACCCCCAAGCUAAGUCACUGAUUGAUGCAUCAACGCUGAUCAAGAUUGAGGGAAAUAUCACUAUUCACUCCGACCCGCCUACCAAGAGCGAGGGUUUUGUUUUUAUCAUGCCUGAAGUUCAUCCGGCGGUCAGCGGCUUUGAGAUGAUGCUCAGGUUCUUGUUUCCCACCUGGGACACCUUCGGUCUCUAUGGCCGCCCAGGAAGACUGGUUGCGAGCGUUCUCGAUUCGAGAUCUCUUAUGUUUGCGAUGCCGAAACACAAGCGCUAUGGUUAUUUAGAAAUACAGGAUGUGUCAGGGCUAAUCUUAACUGAAGGCAGUUCAGGCUGGAACGAACGAGAAUGGAGGAAGAAGCUCAAGGAGCUGACAGGUAUCCGCAUGAACACUGCAGAUGAUGGAGGAAGCACGAGUUCCAGUUCAGGACAGACUUCUAGCCAUCAAAAGCGUCUUAGUUUUGGUGCCGCUGCUGAAGGCUCUUCGAAGCCUCGUGUUGGUUUUGCUGAUGAAACCGCUGCUCCUGUUCGUACCUCUCGAUCUAUGUCGCUUGGUAGUCGACCUCCCCCCCAAAAUGAGAUAGCCCCGCCGCUCCCUGAUGCUUCUGCGAUAAAUGGAAACCAGAUGGGCCGCCCUCGCAAUAUGUCAGAUGCUAUACCUGGGUCUUUGCUUCCUCCCUCUCACCAGGACAGUUCCUAUGCGCCGAGCCCAGCCUCGUCCACCAGAGGACCAAAUUCGGGACGCGGGUUUGUGAACGAUUUGGCGGUCACUCCGGAGCAAAUGAGUUCUGACGAAGAUCGAACAGACCCCCUAAACCGCGAUUUUGAAACAAUGCAGAGAAUGCCAAGCCCAGAACCAGUGUCUCAGCCCCCCCGUUUCUCCCACGCGCCUGACCAUGUUCCUACGACCCGUCCCUACCACUCACCAGAGAUGCGCCGGGCUAAUAGUCGCUUGUCCAUAAGUACCCUCUCUCAGAUUGCAACAGCCGGCGGCGUCUCCGUAGACGAGCUACGAGACAGUGAAGGGAGCGGACCACCUCCACGGGAACCCGAUCAACAUGGUCAGCAACUUCCAAUACAUACACACGCCAACAAUGCCAAUGCUGGGAUGUCUACUAAUGCUGGAUCUCGUGAAGCUUUAAGGGAAAACACGCCACAGUCUUCCGGACUGCCACCGCCUCAAAUGGAUCCUGUCGGAAUGAGAUCGAGAUCGCCGCAUAACCAAACCAUGGGCCCUCCACCUUCUGGGCCGCGAGGUCCUAGCCCAGGUCCCGGUCCUGCGCCAGGUAAUCGACCCCCACCACAGCCCGGCUAUGGUCCGCCACCAGGUAACAUGCCUCCAGGCCAGCGAGGACCACCUUAUGGUAUGGCCCCUCCCGGAAGAGGCCGCGGCCGUCCCCCACAGAACAUGCCGCCCCCGGGACGCGGCCGACCGAACUACCCACCCCGGGACAAUAUGUAUCGUGGUUUUCCUCCCCAAGGUCCACCCCCUCCAGGUGGCCCCGAUAGACCAAGAUCCCCAGCUAACCGCCAACCUUUACCACCGUUGAAUACCUCACCCCCUAUCCACCGAAAACCACUCCCAGCUCGUAGUGAUAGCCUACAGCACCGAAAUCGUGGUGAUACGACACCGCAGACCCCAUCCACAAGCAGUGGAAGUUUGACGGGUAAUCGUAUCGAUGAGACUGGACUAGGACAGGUCCGUCCCCUUAAUACAUCCCGCAUGCCUCCGAAUUCUGGUGUACAUCGUAUUGACACCAGCCAAAGCCAAGCGAGCAGCCGUUACGACGAUUCGGCAUCCACCAAUAGUCCCGACUAUGCAAGUUCCCGCCCUUCUAUAGAUACAGCGACAUCAAGCGACCGGGAGCGACCACGAGCAGGUGUCCUCCGAACAGUCGGUAACGCAAACGACUCUCCCACGCCAAGUAACGGGGCGAAUUUCGAUAUUCCGGACAUCGAUUUUGGACCGACCUUGAAUCUUGCAAAGACUCCAACCCCUGUGAGCCCACAACAGGGAUCAUUCUCACCUGGGCCACGCCCUCAUUCGCCAGCUCAGAUGCCUCGUCGUAGAUCACCCGGAACAGAGACGGCGCAUAGCCGCCAAGAGUCAGAGGAUACCGUGCGACGAAGAAGCAUGAUUUGGCAACCGGCAUCUCCUGGGUCUGGCACUGCUGGGCAGGGACUCUCACCUGAAGAGUUCGUCCAACAACGAGCGGCUGUUGCUUCGGCUACGCCACAAUAUGCGCAUCAGAGGCAUUCGUCGUCAGUAAGUCUCGGGGGUUUCCGAGCCAGUACGCCAACGUCUCCAUCAAAUCGCGGUCAAGGAGCAGAUCAUAUUGGAUCACAUUCCCGGAGUAAUUCGCGAGACCUCUUGCAACGUCCAAACUCUCGGGGGCCAAAUGAAGCAUUCCAACGUCCCGGGUCUAAGGGUGCCGGUGCCGUCCUUGGCGGACAAGGAGCCAGUGAUUCUCAUCUCUCAGCUCGAGAACAAGAACAUGUGGCGCGUGUGACGGGAUCUCCUUUAAUCAACGUGCCGGGUAAUAAGAACGCAGCUCAAAGCAGUGUAGGUCUAGUAGGCGCAAUCGAGGCUAGGGAGCGAGAAAAACAACAAAUGAAACAAGGCUGGAGCAGUCAGGCUGCACAACAUGCAAUCAACCACCGUCAACAACAGCAAGCUUUUCAACAAUAUCAACAGCGUGCGCCAUCGCCUAGUGUGGUGCCGCCCUCUGGAAUGUACUCCAGUAUGAAUCGCAGCAAUGUAUCCCACGCUCUUACCUAUGGGAGCUAUGGAGGUCCUGGUCCCAUGUCGUCGUACGAGCAGGAAGGUGGCUGGCCGUCGCCUGGGCCAAGGCUCAGGUCACCACCGCCAGGGAACUUCGAUCCUCGUGUACACCAACAGGGUAUGCAACCGUACGGCCAGUUCUCAACACAUAGUCCACCACCUGGAGGACGAGGACAAGGACAAGGACACGCCUACCAUGGACAGGCGUUUUAA